Fraxinus pennsylvanica is the source of this 1083-nucleotide messenger RNA. The record is from the annotation of a GenBank genome assembly. Lineage: Eukaryota; Viridiplantae; Streptophyta; Magnoliopsida; Lamiales; Oleaceae.
AUGGAACACAAAUAUAAGCUCAUAUUAAUCAUAGGACUAACCUCAUUGACAUUCUUAACUAUUCUUUUCCUUAUAAUAUUUUGCUGUAGAAGAAAAAAGGCACAAAAUGUUUCAAGAGAUAUAGAAGCUAGCUUUGAGUGCAAAGAAAUUGAUGGGGUGGUAAAUACAGAUGAUAUAUUGAUCAAGUUUCAAGAUGUUGAAGAUCUAACUGUACAUGAAUUACUGGAUGCCCCUGGUGAGGUUAUAGGAAAAUCUAGCUAUGGAACUCUGUACAGGGCUAGUUUGGUCAAUUCAAGUUCACUGACAUUGUUAAGGUUCUUGAGGCCUACUUGUACAUUGAGGAUGAAAGAAGUUGUACCAAUUAUAGAGUUGCUGGGGUCUAUUAGGCAUCCAAAUUUGGUGCCUCUGAGUGCAUUUUAUGCUGGGCCUCGAGGGGAGAAGCUUCUUGUUCAUCCAUUUUAUGGGCUAGGAAAUUUGGCUCAGUUCAUCAGAGAUGGUAAUGGCGAGGCUCACAAAUGGCCAAUCAUAUGUAGGAUCUCCAUUGGCAUUGCUAGAGGAGUUCAUCAUCUUCAUACGGCAUUUGGAAAGCCCGUGGUCCAUGGAAAUCUCAAGUCGAAGAACAUACUAUUGGAUCGUAAUUACCAACCAUACGUGUCAGAUUUUGGCCUGCAUCUUCUUUUGAAUCCGACGGCUGGGCAACAAAUGCUUGAAGCAUCUGCAUCUCAGGGAUAUAAAGCGCCUGAGUUGAUUAAAAUAAAAGAUGCAACUGAAGAAAGUGAUAUUUAUAGCCUUGGGGUAAUACUUCUAGAGUUACUUACUGGAAAAGAACCCAUCGAUGAAAACCCUACUCCCGAUCAAGACUUCUAUUUGCCUAAUACCUUGAGGGCUGCAAUUCUUGAUGAUCGAAUUACGGAUUUGUAUCAUCCAGACAUCCUUCUCAGUCGAAACAGUGGUCAGAGGGUAGUCACUGAAGAUCAUAUUCUCAGGUUUUUUCAACUUGCAAUGGCUUGUUGUUCUCCCUCAACUCCCCUUCGGCCUGAUAUUAAACAAAUUCUUGACAAGCUUGAAGAAAUUGCUAAGUGA